AUGCUCCUCUCUCUGCUCCUCCUCCCCGUAACCACGGCCCUCCAAGCCGCCAACUUCAACAUCUCAACCCCCCUCGCCGAAGCCCACGCCUGCACAGCCCCCUGCCAGCGCCGUCUAAACAACACCAUCCCCGCGGACAUAUCCCUCGUAGGCCUCAACCUCAACCCCUUCUACACCACCGCCGCCAACUUCUCCUCCUCCCUACCCCCAGGCCAGAUCCUCAAACUCCAGCCCGUGGACCCUUCAACACUGACUAUCGACGGCGGCGCAACCAUCUUCCGCAUCCAGUACACAUCUCUCGACUUUGACAACUCCACCGUCCCGGUGACAGGCUUCAUUGCCUUUCCCUACACGCCGCAUUUCUCUCCUCAAACUUCCCCUCACAAACCAAAAUACAGACUCGCGGCGUUUGCCCACGGCACAAUUGGCAUAUUCCCCGGGUGCGCGCCGUCCAACGGUCCCGCCCUCUACGACUAUUCUACAUGGCAGCCCGUCCUGGAGCGCGGCUAUGCCGUCGUGGCAACAGACUACGCCGGCCUAGGGAACAACUACACCACACACAAGUAUCUCAGCUUCCCAGCCCACGUACACGACAUAUACUACGCCGUGGAAGCAGCACGCUCCCUCUUCCCCACGUCCUUCACCAAAGAAUGGAUCUCGUUCGGCCACUCCCAAGGCGGAGGAGCAGUCUGGAAACUCGCAGAGAGCAAACACGCCCACAAACACUCAAACUACCUAGGCAGCGUGGCCAUCGCCCCCGCCACAUUCUUCAUCCACCAGCUCCUCGACUCCCUCAACUCAACUUCCGAAAAAGGCGUCGGCGCCGGCUUCCUACCAUACUUGCCCAUCGCAGCGCAGCGCGUCAUCCCCACGUACAAAGAGGAGAUUCUAUCGCCCGUGCUACGAAACAGGACACAGCUAGCCAUCAAGGCGCAGUUAUGUCUGAAUACGGUGCUCGGACUGAGUCUGGACCUCAACGCCAGUGAGAUUGUGUCCGUGGCCGGCGCAAAGAGAGAUAUACCCACGCUGUUGAGGUGGGAGGGGAUGGUUGCGCCUGCGCAGGGGGUAAAGACUUCCGCGCCGGUUUUUGUAGUCCAGGGCCAGAAUGAUACGGCUGUGUCGUGGAGGACGACGGUUCAGGCGUGGGAAAGGUCGUGUGGUGUGGGUAAUGAGGUGCAUUUGAGGUUGUUUCCUACGCAGGGACAUCGGCCGAGUUUGACGGCUGGGGCGGCGGAGUGGCUUGGCUGGAUGGAUUAUCGGUUUGAGAGGAGAGGAGAGACGGAGGGGGAUGGGAGGUGUAGCAAGGUUGUGAGGGCGCCGUUUAAUAUUGAGUAUGUUAGGGCUCCUACGGAUUUGGACUUGAAGCCGUUUCUGCGGUAG
Molecule: messenger RNA, 1380 nt
Organism: Pochonia chlamydosporia 170
Lineage: Eukaryota; Fungi; Ascomycota; Sordariomycetes; Hypocreales; Clavicipitaceae
Product: prolyl aminopeptidase (secreted protein)
Exons: 1
Coding region: 1-1380 (459 amino acids)
Biological process (GO): lipid catabolic process
Molecular function (GO): triacylglycerol lipase activity
Source: RefSeq, a predicted model, not a curated record